CACCACCAUCAUUACAUACACAUUCAUAUAUGUAUAAUUUACAGGAGAGAAAGAGGUAGAAGACGACAACACAAUCGGACACCUCCAUUAACCCACACACAAAAACACCAUUUUCGUUCCUUUUCCUUUCUGGGUUUCGUUUUUAAUUUCUACAUAUCAAAUCUUCAAUUUCUUUGCAAUCGAUCCACGGUUAUCUACUCUUUCAUUUCUCUCACUUACUCUCAAUGAUCAAAAUCUCCCAUAUUUUCCGGUUGUAAUCGGAUUCGAAGUGAAGAAGUUUGUAUUCGCCCUCUGAUUGUUUGAUUGAUUUGGGGGUGAUCUGUUUGUUUAAUCGAUUUGGGAAUUUAGGGUCCGAAUGGCGUUUCAUUUAUCGAAGUUUCUCAAUAAAGUUUAUUCGAUGGCAGAAGGGGGAUCUCGUUAUUGUUCUAAGAAAUCCGAUGAUGUCUGCGGUGAGGAUUCAGGGAGAUCUUCGACUAUGUCGAGAGUAAGAUGCAUUCUUCGUGGGUUAGAUUUGAAAACCCUAAUCUUUCUAUUCGUAUUGGUACCAACCGUCAUCUUUGGAGUGUAUGUUCACGGUCAGAAAAUCUCCUACUUCUUGCGUCCGUUAUGGGAAUCACCACCAAAACCGUUCAACGAAAUCCCACACUACUAUCACGAGAAUGUGUCAAUGGAGAAUCUCUGUAAGCUUCACGGAUGGAAAACACGCGAGUUUCCAAGACGGGUUUUUGAUGCAGUUUUGUUUAGUAACGAAGUCGACCUCCUUACGAUAAGAUGGCAUGAGUUGUACCCUUAUGUUACUGAGUUUGUACUCCUGGAAUCAAACUCAACGUUCACUGGCUUGCCUAAGCCCCUAGUGUUUUCUGGCCACCGUGAUCACUUCAAAUUUGUCGAGCCAAGAUUAACCUAUGGGAUGAUUCCGGGAAGAUUUCAUAAAGGCGAAAACCCUUUUGUUGAAGAGGCUUAUCAGCGAUUAGCAUUAGAUUAUCUUCUAAAGAAAGCCGGGAUUGAAGACGAUGAUUUAUUGAUCAUGUCUGAUGUUGAUGAGAUCCCGAGUCGACACACGAUCAAUCUGUUGAGAUGGUGUGACAAUAUACCUCCGGUUCUUCAUCUUCGCCUCAAGAACUACUUGUAUUCAUUCGAGUUUCUUUUGGACAACAAUAGUUGGAGAGCAUCUGCUCAUCGAUACCGAUCCGGAACAACAACAUAUGCUCAUUUCCGUCAAUCGGAUGUGAUCUUGGCGGACGCAGGGUGGCAUUGCAGCUUUUGUUUCCGUCGUAUAAGUGAAUUCAUCUUCAAGAUGAAAGCGUAUAGCCAUUUCGACAGGGUGAGGUUCAAGAAGUUCUUGAAUCCUGAUAGAGUACAGAAAGUAAUCUGUAAAGGGGCGGAUCUUUUCGACAUGUUGCCAGAAGAGUAUACGUUUAAGGAGAUCAUCGGGAAAAUGGGGGCGAUUCCGCAUUCGUAUUCGGCUGUUCAUCUUCCUGCAUAUCUUCUUGAAAAUGCUAGUGAUUACAGAUUUCUGUUGCCUGGGAAUUGCUUGAGAGAAAGUGGUUGAAUUACAUAGAGGUGAUCAAGAAAAGGGGUUUGACCAAAGAGAGACAAUAGUCAACUGGGGUAUGCUGUUUGUUUUGCUAUUGUUUAAAUGGUUAUGAGAAUGGUUUAUAGAGGCAGAUGAGAUGAUGAUGAUGAUGAUGAUGAUGUAUAUAAUCUGUCUACACUUCCAUUUGUUUGUUAGUUUUGGGGAGGCUGUGGGUUGCCUGUUUAUUACUGGGCAUUAUGUUUCCCUUCCUGCUGCUGCUGCUGCUGAUUGGUGGUAUAUUAGGAAAUUUUGAAUCAAUUGAGACUAAUCUAUUUCAUUAUCUUUCA
Molecule: messenger RNA, 1863 nt
Organism: Cynara cardunculus var. scolymus (artichoke)
Lineage: Eukaryota; Viridiplantae; Streptophyta; Magnoliopsida; Asterales; Asteraceae
Product: beta-1,4-mannosyl-glycoprotein 4-beta-N-acetylglucosaminyltransferase-like
Exons: 2
Coding region: 356-1552 (398 amino acids)
Biological process (GO): N-acetylglucosamine metabolic process; protein N-linked glycosylation
Cellular component (GO): membrane
Molecular function (GO): beta-1,4-mannosylglycoprotein 4-beta-N-acetylglucosaminyltransferase activity
Source: RefSeq, a predicted model, not a curated record